UUGCAAAAUGGCGCAGUACAAAGGCGCUGCGCGCGAAGGACAACGGGCUGCACAUUUGAUGAAAAAACGAGAAAAGCAAAAAGAAGAAUUAGAAUUACUCAAAAAGAAGAUUGCAGAUGAAUCCAAAUCAGGAACCAUUGGAUUUGGUAGCAAGUUUGAAACUCAAUAUGAUGUUGUUGAACAACAACUUAAAUCUAGUACCAUUGGAUUGGUUACUCUUGAUGAGAUGAAAGCUAAAAGAGAAGAUCUUGUGAGAGAACAUGAGAAGAAGCUGGCAGCACAGAUGAAACUUAAUCAAAAAGACAAAAACAAGAAAGAUAAAAAGAAAAAACUUGCAAAAAUUGCAUCGGGUUUAUCCUUCGACAUUGACGGUGAUGAUGAUGAUGAUGGUGAUGAUGGUGAUGAGGAAAAUGACGAGAUAAUUGAACCAGCAGUGAAAAAGAAAAAACCAGGCAAGAAUCCUGAUGUGGACACAUCAUUUUUACCAGACAAGGAUAGAGAGGAAGAAGAAAGACGUGAGAGAGAAAGAUUACGACAAGAAUGGGUUGAAAUGCAGGAAAAGAUAAAGAAAGAGGAUAUCGAAAUCACAUACAGCUACUGGGAUGGCUCUGGUCAUCGGCGAAAACUCAUAAUGAAGAAGGGAAAUUCCAUUCAGCAAUUCUUACAAAAGUGUUUAGAACAACUAAGGAAAGACUUCACUGAACUUAAGCCUGUAACAACGGAACAAGUUAUGUAUGUAAAAGAAGACUUGAUUAUCCCACAGCAUUACAUGUUUUAUGACUUUAUCAUCAACAAAGCCCGAGGCAAGAGUGGGCCUUUGUUUAAUUUUGAUGUUCAUGAUGACGUGAGACUAACUAAUGAUGCCACCGUUGAAAAAGACGAGUCUCACGCAGGUAAAGUUUGUUUAAGAACUUGGUAUGAAAGAAAUAAACAUAUUUUUCCUGCUAGCAGAUGGGAACCUUACGAUCCGGAGAAAAAGUGGAGCAAAUAUACGAUUUCUGAAAAGAAAUAGGGAAGAAGAUAUCCUUUGAUUGCGUUCCUUGCUGGAAUGCUGGAUGAAUACGAGACUUUGAUAUUCCUCUUUGAGGAUCACCGUCCAACUAAAAGAGAGAACCGAGAAAUAGUUGAACCAUUAUUUGCAGGCAUUGCACUGAUGUGAAUAUUUCAAAUAUACAAGCAAUCCUAAACUAUUUAGUAUUAAUAAAGCAAAUACAAUAAAGUGUAUGACAAGGUCAA
Dendronephthya gigantea is the source of this 1236-nucleotide messenger RNA. Its product is annotated as protein FAM50A-like. The record is from RefSeq and is a predicted model, not a curated record. NCBI's taxonomy places the organism in Eukaryota, Metazoa, Cnidaria, Anthozoa, Malacalcyonacea, Nephtheidae. The coding region runs from base 8 to 1012 and encodes 334 amino acids. Gene Ontology annotation, biological process: chromatin organization. The transcript has 12 exons. Gene Ontology annotation, cellular component: nucleus.